AUGCAGCAGCUUAGCGCGGCUUUCGGUAAAUACUUUUGCUAUAAUAUGGAAAUGAUAAAUUAUUUUUUGUCUAUUUUUUCGACAAAAGAUACCUUAGAAUUUCUGUUGGUUAACGACGCUCCUAGACCAUUAGUCAUCCGAUGUAACAGAAUUCGCACCAGACGAAAAGAUUUGGCCAAACGCCUGAUUUCUAGAGGAUGCCAAGUCGACGUAUUAGGAGACUGGUCCAAAACCGGUUUACUCGUCACUGAUUCCACGGUUCCUGUGGGUGCUACGCCUGAGUAUUUGGCAGGUCAUUAUAUGAUCAUGGCUGCUUCAUCAUUCCUGCCUGUUUUAGCGCUAGAUGCUCAAAAAAACGAGCAUAUUCUUGAAAUGGCUGCUGCUCCAGGAGGUAAAUCGACUUUUAUUGCUGAAAUGAUGGAAAACACAGGUAUUUUGGUUGCAAACGAUUUAAACAAAAAAAGAUUAAAUGCUUUGUUAUCUAAUAUUCAUCGACUCGGUGUGCGAAACGCUAUCGUGACGAACGAAGACGGAAGAAAGUUAAAGGAAUAUUUUCCAAUCAAGUUCGAUCGGGUUUUGCUUGAUGCUCCGUGUUCUGGAUCAGGAGUUUUCUCCAAAGAUCCAGAAGCUCGUAUCAAAAAAUCUUUGGCAGAUUUCCAAAAGAUGAGUACUCUGCAAAAAGAACUUUUACUCAGCGCAAUCGAUUUGACAAAUGCAAACUCCCCUAAAGGAGGCAUUAUAGUCUACUCUACAUGUAGUAUUGCUGUAGAAGAAAACGAAGCCGUGAUUGACUACGCUCUGCGUGAGCGUAAUAUUAAACUACUUGAAAUUGAUUUCCCCGGCACACCUGGUUUUACGAGGUACAAGGACAAGAAAUUUCAUCCUUCGUUGAAGAACGCCCGUAGAGUUUAUCCACACAAAAACGGGAUGGACGGUUUUUUUUUUGUAAAAAUAAAAAAACUUGACAACUCGAUCCCAAAAUCUGCUAAAUCAGACAAUUAG
Messenger RNA from Dermatophagoides pteronyssinus (European house dust mite), 1002 nucleotides. RefSeq names its product 25S rRNA (cytosine-C(5))-methyltransferase nop2-like. Lineage: Eukaryota; Metazoa; Arthropoda; Arachnida; Sarcoptiformes; Pyroglyphidae. The record is from RefSeq and is a predicted model, not a curated record.